Molecule: messenger RNA, 1937 nt
Organism: Biomphalaria glabrata
Lineage: Eukaryota; Metazoa; Mollusca; Gastropoda; Planorbidae
Exons: 2
Coding region: 584-1546 (320 amino acids)
Source: RefSeq, a predicted model, not a curated record
AAACAUAUAGAUCUAGACCUAGAUUCUAUAUUAUUUAUAAUAUAAUUUAGAUCUAGCUUAUACUUAUGCCCUAUAGAUCUAGCUAGUAUAGUCUAGAUUAGAGGAUAAUAGAUCUAAAGAUCCAACUUCUCUUGAUCUACAUCUAUUUAAUGAUUAAUCUAGAUCUAUUUGAAAUAUUUAGAUCUAGAAUUCUAGACUAGUCACUAGGACGAACUUCACGAAGCUUUACUAUCUCACUAAUCUCAGUAUUCUCAGUAGUUUGAGUAGUGAGUUCAGUAGGCAGUAUCAGAGUAUCUCACUCAGUCACUCACUGUAUCUGCUAGAGGCUAGUGGCACCAGUGCUAGAAUCUAUCUCACUCUUUUUUAAUCUGUAGUAUUUACAAAUACAUACAUUGGAAACACUUGAAACAGCAAUCCCAAGGCUCAAGUCUUGAUUUUAAUACAUUGCCGACAUCUUAAUAAAUUAAAUAAGUAAAUUUAAUUGUACCAAACGUAUGUAACUAUCAUACUAUAAAUCAAUGAAAUACUGGAUCACUGCUGAAUAAUCUUACAUUACUUCGUGACUGGAUUAACUGCUUUAAACAUGGCAGCUAUUAAACAGAUCAAGCACAUCAAAAAGCAGGUCAAAACUACUAUUGUGCAUUCCACCUUGGAGAUUAGAGCUAGUGUGUGCACUGACCUAUCUCAGCACGAGUGCUUCCCCAGCAACGUGAGGUCUCAGAUGCACACCUUGUCCGCAUUUUUCACCCGGCAACCCUUCGCUAUCUCAUCCUCCUGCAGCAACAGUACUAAAAUCAACCCGCUCCUAAGCUUCAGCCUAAACCAGCAAAAAGAUGAGGACAUCAGCAGAGACCCUGGCUUUAUUUCACUUGUGAUACACAGGUGCCUUGAGACUAUUGGAAUUAAAUCUAAAGUAGUUUUUGGUGAGAGAAAGUCUGACAAUACUCAUUCUUAUGAGCCACAUGUGUGGCUUGUGAUUGAUGGCAACAUAAUAGAUAAUUGUUAUAUUGAAGAUAUUUGUGAAACCAGUGUUCGCUAUUUACAGGAUAAUGUACACCAGUGCUAUAAAGAAUGUGAACCGGAUUUGUCAAUAUUGAAGGAUAUUAAAUCUAUAGAGCCAGCUGUUAAUUUUAAAAAAUGCCUUUACUUUUAUAUUAAGAAACCUGACCAUGCUCUCGCCUUGAGUUUAAAUAAGGAACAGUAUUAUAAUUAUUACUUUGCUAUGAUUAGGUAUAUGCAUGAACACCAUAAUGCUGCCAUUACUGGUGUAGAUCCAAGAGUGCGCUAUAUAUGCUGGUAUUGUGAGAGGUACCCUAAAGGUGGUAAAAAUUUUAUAUCAGACAUUUUAGUGCAGGAAAUAGAUGCUGAUCAGUGGGUAGACUCUUCUUGUAGUUCCAGUUGGAAGUUUUUCCACUGUAAGCAAUGCAUGGUGGCAAGCUAUUGCGAUAAGUCAUGCCAGAGGAAUGACUGGAAUGAAAUUCAUAAUAUUACUUGUUUACCCCGAGGCUCUGUGUGUCAGUCACCACUAUCACCUGAUGAUGACUAACAGCUCUAAUAUUUUACAAUUAAAAAUUCUAUAUAAAAUUAAUUCCUUAUUAGCCUUAGAAACAUUUUAAAAAAUAAGAUGUUCAUUAAAACAGAUAGCACUUAAGUUUUAUUCAAAACUCAUAGCACCAAAUGAAACCCAAUUAAAUUUUAUUGUUGUUUUAAUAUCUCAGCUGUCAUCUGUUUAUACUGCCUUACUUGCUGCUGAUUGUCUAGUUUACCUGCCAUGAGUUGUACAUUUAUAAGGACUCAAAGGAUGCAUCUUAUGCUAUUUGCUUUUAUGUAUUAAAUGCUUCCAGUGGCUGAUUUUAAAUAUAUAUAAAUUAUAUAUGUGGAUGGUAAAAUAAAAGAUGCUAUUAAAGGAAUUAAACUCCAUUUGAUAAAAACUUGCA